Messenger RNA from Helianthus annuus (common sunflower), 1404 nucleotides. Its product is annotated as UPF0481 protein At3g47200. NCBI's taxonomy places the organism in Eukaryota, Viridiplantae, Streptophyta, Magnoliopsida, Asterales, Asteraceae. The transcript has a single exon. The record is from RefSeq and is a predicted model, not a curated record. Bases 1 to 1404 code for a protein of 467 amino acids.
AUGUCAGUGCAUGACCAAACUGCACGCAGCAUCAAGCUCACUUAUGAAGAAAUCGAAGAUGAACAGUUGGUUAUCGACUCGAUUGUCAACGCCACUCGGCCUUCCACAUCAACUAAACGAAUGCAUAGAGUUCCAGAAAUGUUGAUCAGAGAGACUGACGACUACAAGAAAUACUAUGUUCCAAAGGUUGUCUCCAUUGGUCCACACCAUUUUGGGGACAAGAAACUUGAGUUGGUCGAGAAACUCAAGCCUGUUUUCACAAUGAAGCUCCUUUCAGACAAUAAAGAGAGCCUAAGAAGUUUGUACAAAGAGCUUGGUGAACCGGAAAUGGUGCAAGAUUUAAGGAACUUCUAUGAUGAAAACAUGGUAGCCAAGUUUUGCAAUAAGGACUUCAUUAAGAUGAUGCUGCUGGAUUGUUGUUUUAUUUUAUAUUACAUUCAAUCAAUUUUUGGCGAGAAACCUGAAGAUUGUCUAGAUUUAAACAGCCACGUGAUUGUCUUUCUUCAUCAAGAUUUGUUCUUGUUGGAGAACCAAAUCCCUUUCAAAGUUCUAAGGGAGGUGAUGAAUUUGGCAAAUAUCGAUUGCGAAAAUAAGUUUAAACAAUUCAUCUGUGGCAAUAUAUUGGUACCUGCGAAGCCGGAAAAAAAGUGGUUACAAUCAAUACCUUGUAUUGGAAACUUACAAAGUUCUAGAGGUGAACAAAAUAUGGACUUCAAGGACGUGGAUCAUCUUCUCCAUCUUCUUCAUCGUACUCUUACUAAAAAUGCUAGAAUUCCAGGGAUGGAUUUACAUCCACAUGAUAGGUGCACUUUUCGCAAUGUUAACGAGCUUAUUGAUGUAGGGAUUCAUUUCAAGCCAAGUGGCACUAUGUCUUUGGCUAACAUUAAGUUUACUAAAGGCAGGUGGUGGUUUACCGCGAGUGUAGAACUCCCUUCAGUCACCGUGGAUGAUUCCACCAAACCUAUGUUGUUAAACUUGAUAGCCUAUGAAAUGUGCUCGCGUAAUGAGGCAUGGGUAACAUCGUACAUAUGUCUUCUUGAUUCUCUGAUUGAUCACCCUGAGGACGUUAAGGCUCUCAGAAAAGCUGGGGUGCUUGAAAACUCGUUAGGGAGUGAUAAAGAAGUCACGAAAUUGUUCAAUGAAAUAGGAACUGAUUUAGUUCCAAAUAUGUUAGCUUAUUUGGAUGCCAAGAACAUGAUACAAAAGCAUUAUCAAAGUUGGAGCAACACACUUAUUUCCCAAUUGAAGCAUGAAUAUGUCAAGAGUCCAUGGGCAUUUUUUGCACUUCUUGGUGCUUUGAUAGCUCUUUUUCUUAGUAGUGUUCAAGCUUAUUUCACUGUCUGGAGUCCCAAAGGUGAAUGUGAUGAUCUUUGCAUGUUUUUGAAGAAGUACCAUCACCUAUAA